Molecule: messenger RNA, 240 nt
Organism: Botrytis deweyae
Lineage: Eukaryota; Fungi; Ascomycota; Leotiomycetes; Helotiales; Sclerotiniaceae
Exons: 1
Coding region: 1-240 (79 amino acids)
Source: RefSeq, a predicted model, not a curated record
AUGGGUGGAGAGAUGGGUGGAGAGAUGGAUGGAGAGAUGGGUGGAGAGAUGGGUGGAGAGAUGGGUGGAGAGAUGGGUGGAGAGAUGGAUGGAGAGAUGGGUGGAGAGAUGGAUGGAGAGAUGGGUGGAGAGAUGGAUGGAGAGAUGGGUGGAGAGGUGGGUGGAGAGAUGGGUGGAGAGAUGGAUGGAGAGAUGGAUGGAGAGAUGGGUGGAGAGAUGAAUGAAGAGAGUAUAUAUUAA